This is a messenger RNA of Gamsiella multidivaricata, 610 nucleotides long. RefSeq lists its product as uncharacterized. NCBI's taxonomy places the organism in Eukaryota, Fungi, Mortierellomycota, Mortierellomycetes, Mortierellales, Mortierellaceae. The transcript has a single exon. The record is from RefSeq and is a predicted model, not a curated record. The coding region runs from base 94 to 399 and encodes 101 amino acids.
AUGUUGCCCUGCUUAUGUUGAGACACUGAUCCAGCACAAAGUAGGUUCUGGCUUGGCUUAAUUUGUCAAAAAUAUCGUGGUGGUUGUGGUUUCAUGCUUAUGCUUAUUUUUUACCAUCCUUUUUUCCAGUUUGUCGUCAAAUCCUUUGUUAGAGCUGACGUUUCAUACAUUGUCCGCCACAACAACGAUGUUACCAGCAUUGUGUCAUGCAGUUAUGCCGAUUAUUGUCUUCACCUGAUCCCUUGCAAGCACAUGUACCUGGUUCAGAGGCUCUAUAAAAGUGUGAGGGUAUCCUAUUCCGGUGAGCCUGCGAUUGAAUCUGCCAUUGAACCUGCCGUCGCUCAGGAGCAACAUGUCCAGAACAUGGAUUUUUCGGACCAGAUUUGGAGGCAGGAUUAGCGCCAUUACUCCGUUUGCAACUCGACCGGAAAAGGGCAGCAGAGCAGGAAUUCGAAAGAGUUGCCAGAGAAGUGGCGACCAGACAAGAGUUUGAGGAUAAUGAGGGUUUAUUAAUGGGGUUGAUGAAGCAAAUGGGCGCCGCAGUGGAGGCAAGAAAGAAAAGGAAAUGAACACUCGAGUGCCUCAAAUCUGUUGUGGCGACCACAAAAAA